UUGAUUGCAAAACAAGAAAUAAUUGAAAAAAAAAAUCGAAAAUGUUGAAUUCACUUGUUUUCUGCAUUAUUUUUUUGGUGGCUGUAAAUGGACAAAAUUACGAUGAACAAUAUCGUCUUCAAGUACAUUAUUCUGUCAAAUCGGCCUGGUCAAACGAUCCGAAUGGUUUGAUUUACGCUGGUGGAUAUUAUCAUCUAUUUUAUCAAUUUUAUCCAAAUGACAUUGUAUGGGGUCCUAUGCACUGGGGUCAUGCUCGAUCAAAAGAUUUAAUUCAUUGGGAGAAUAUGCCAAUAGCAUUGGAACCCUACGACAAAUGGAUGAUAUUUAGUGGAUGUUGCGUUAUUGAUAAAAGUAAUGUUGCUGGAUUUUUAUCAGAUAGAAGCAACAACACUGAUCAAACAGAAGAUACACUGAUUGCAAUAUUCACACUAAAAGAAUUAAACGGAACCGAACAAUCAGAAGGAAUGGCCUAUUCAUUCGACGCAGGAACAACAUGGACACAAUAUGUUAACAAUCCAAUCAUUCGAAUUCCUGGAAUUGUUGAUUUUCGUGAUCCGAUGGUUUUUCAACGUAAUGGCCAGUUUUACAUGACCUUAGAUCUAGGUGAUCGAAUCCGUUUUUACUCUAGUACCGAUCUCAAAACAUGGAAAGACGAAUUUGAUUUUGGUGUGAACCCGGACGAGGGCGAUAAAUCUGGUGUAUGGGAAUGUCCAUCAAUGGUAACAUUGAAAGAUGAACAAGGAAACGAACAUGAUGUAUUGAUUGUUUCUGUACUUGCACCUGAAGGAUGUUUUGCUCAAUAUUUCGUAGGAAAGUUUACUGAAAGUCAUUUCAAUAGCUACAAUCAAUCAAAAGUGGCGUUACUUGACAAUGGUUUUGAUAACUAUGCAAGUGUUCCUUAUAUUAAUGAUCCACUCGGCCGAAUUAUACUAAUUGGCUGGAUGUCAAAUUGGUUGUAUUCAGACAAGAUACCAACAUCAACGUGGCGUGGACAGUAUACGAUUCCACGUGAAUUAACGCUUAAGACAAUUCAUGGACAAAUUUAUCUUGUUCAACAGCCGAUUCGCGAGCUCAAUAAUUUAAUUGAUCCAUUAAGAACUUGGUCAUUGUCAAAACCAAUGAAAGUAAGUGGCUUCAAAACUAUUGAUUUAACCGAAGAAAUUCCAUUUGUAUUAGCAUCAGCGUAUAUACUAGAUUUUGAAUACGACAUUGGAAAUGUCACGCAGGGAAAUUUGAGUAUAAGAUUCAGCAAUAGUUUUGAUGAAUUCAUAGCGUUCCGUUACGAUUUUAGUGACAAUUCAAUUGAAUUCGACCGUACAAACUCUGGAAAUUUUUCAUUUAGUUCAAAAUUGGUCAAAAAGGAACCACGAAUUAGCAACAGCAAUAUAUUUAGUGGAAAGGUGAUUUUGGAUACAUCGUCUGUUGAAAAAUUUGUGGACGGCGGUUUAAAUGUAUUUACUAAUCUAGUUUUUCCGGCUGAGCCAUACAAUAAAAUUCAAUUAUUCACCGCAUUCGAGAAUGCCGAGGAAUCAGUUACCGUUUCAAAGUUAAACGUUACGUGUUUAAACAGUAUUUGGAAAUAAAAUCAACUGAAUUGUUUUCUUACGUCAAAAUAUGGAACUGAUUAAAAGCUUUACUAAAUGCGGACUUUUAAUCCUAUCAG
This is a messenger RNA of Contarinia nasturtii (swede midge), 1663 nucleotides long. RefSeq names its product levanase-like. Bases 42 to 1583 code for a protein of 513 amino acids. Gene Ontology annotation, biological process: sucrose catabolic process. Lineage: Eukaryota; Metazoa; Arthropoda; Insecta; Diptera; Cecidomyiidae. The transcript has a single exon. The record is from RefSeq and is a predicted model, not a curated record. Gene Ontology annotation, molecular function: sucrose alpha-glucosidase activity.